Messenger RNA from Sphenostylis stenocarpa, 2406 nucleotides. The record is from the annotation of a GenBank genome assembly. Lineage: Eukaryota; Viridiplantae; Streptophyta; Magnoliopsida; Fabales; Fabaceae.
AUGGACGCCCUCGAUUCAACCCCAAAUCUACCUCCCAUCCAUCCCUAUGAUCCAUCAUCGCAGAACCAAGCGCCAUCAGAGUAUCACAACCCGUCGCAACCCCAAUCGGAAACCGGACAAAACGGUAACGGGACCAGCGACGGAAAAACAACGGACAACGGCCAGGACACUUACGAUAACAACGGUUUACAUCCUCAGAUUUCGAAACCAUUGUUUUCCGAAGGAUUGACCCGGAGCGGCACCGACAGGGACCAAUCCGGAGGCGAGGAGGAGACUUCAAGCAAGCGGCGCCGUCGGAGCCGGUGGGACCCGCAGCCGGAAUCGAAUGACCAGAGCGGCGGGGAAUUGGGGUCCGGGCCGAAGAAGAGGAAGUCUCGUUGGGCGGAUGACGAGCCCAAGCCGGUGAUUCAGCUUCCUGAUUUUAUGGGCGGUAUUGAAUUUGAUCCAGAGAUCCAGGCUUUGAACAGUAGGCUUCUGGAGAUUAGUCGAAUGUUACAGUCAGGUCUGCCCUUAGAUGAUCGCCCCGAAGGUGCUCGAUCUCCUUCUCCGGAACCGAUUUAUGAUAACAUGGGUAUUAGGAUUAACACUAGGGAAUAUCGUGCGCGUGAGAGAUUGCAAAAAGAGAGGCAGGAAAUUAUAUCUCAGAUCAUUAAGAAGAACCCUGCGUUUAAGCCACCUGCGGAUUAUAGGCCGCCCAAGCUUCAGAAGAAGCUAUAUAUACCGAUGAAGGAAUACCCCGGUUACAAUUUUAUUGGGCUUAUUAUUGGUCCCAGAGGUAACACCCAGAAGCGGAUGGAGAAAGAAACUGGUGCUAAAAUUGUGAUUCGAGGUAAAGGAUCUGUGAAAGAGGGCAGGCUACAGCAGAAGAGGGAUCUGAAGCCUGACCCUUCGGAGAAUGAGGAUUUGCAUGUGUUGGUAGAGGCUGAGACGCCGGAGUCGCUUGAGGCUGCUGCAGGUAUGGUGGAGAAGCUCUUGCAGCCUGUGGAUGAGGUGUUGAAUGAACACAAGAGACAACAACUUAGGGAACUUGCUGCAUUGAAUGGGACGAUCAGGGAUGAGGAGUAUUGCAGGUUGUGUGGUGAACCUGGUCAUCGCCAAUAUGCGUGUCCUACUAGGACGUCGACGUUUAAGAGUGAAGUUGUCUGUAAACAUUGUGGGGAUGGUGGUCAUCCAAGCAUAGACUGUCCGGUGAAGGGUGCUACUGGGAAGAAGAUGGAUGAUGAGUAUCAGAAUUUCCUAGCAGAGUUGGGUGGUUCGGUUCCUGAAUCUGCAACAAAGCAAACCAGUACCUUGGCGAUUGGUGCAGGCACUUCUGGAAGCAAUCCUCCUUGGGCUAACAAUUCCGCUACGGCUGGUGGUUUGCCUCAGGCUGGCUUAGGUGCUGCUGCAGUUAAAAAAGAAAUCGAUGAUACAAAUUUGUACAUAGGAUAUUUGCCGCCCAGUCUUGAUGAUGAUGGCCUAAUCCAGUUAUUUCAACAAUUUGGAGAGAUUGUUAUGGCAAAAGUGAUCAAGGAUCGAAUGUCGGGUUUAAGUAAAGGAUACGGUUUUGUGAAGUAUACUGAUAUCACAAUGGCAAACAAUGCAAUAUUGGCCAUGAACGGUUAUCGCCUUGAGGGUCGAACAAUUGCAGUGAGAGUUGCUGGUAAGCCUCCUCAGCCUGUUGUACCUCCUGGCCCACCAACAUCUGCUGUGCCCACAUAUCCUGUUCCAAGCCAACCACUCGGUGCUUAUCCAUCCCAACAGUAUGCUGCCGGUGGCCCCCUUGGGACUGCUCCUCCUGGGAGUUACGGUGGUACCCCAGUGCCAUGGGGACCCCCUGUUCCUCCUCCAUAUGCUCCUUUUGCUCCUCCUCCACCUGGGUCAACUAUGUAUCCAUCUAUGCCAGGUCAACCUAUGCCUCCUUAUGGCGUUCAAUAUCCUCCUCCUGUGCAGGCUGGCCCUCCCGGUGCCCCGUCCCAGCCUGCAACUUCUAGUGAAGUGCAGCAGAGUUACCCACCCGGAGUGCAGUCUGACAAUAGUACCUCAACUCAAUCUGUAGCAGUCAAUGUAUAUGGUAACUCGGUACCUUCAAUGCCACCUGCAGCGCAACCUACAUAUCCUGCAUCUUAUGGAUAUCCACCUUACUAUAAUGCAGUUCCUCCUCCCCCUCCCCCUCCUGGCCCCAUUCCUGUUUCAACUUCAGACCAAUCCCACAACAUUGCAAAUGUGCCUUGGGCCAAUAACUCCCUUGUUCCACCACCUGCUUCAUCCGCAGACAAGACUACAUAUGGUACAGAUCAGUCCCAUGGCAUUGGAAACGUGCCUAGGUCCACAAAUCCGCCAGUGCCUCCUCCACCUUCAUCAGCUGAGAAGACUUCAUAUGCCGCUGACUCAGAGUAUGAGAAGUUCAUGGCAGAGAUGAAAUGA